This is a messenger RNA of Seminavis robusta, 468 nucleotides long. Lineage: Eukaryota; Bacillariophyta; Bacillariophyceae; Naviculales; Naviculaceae. The record is from the annotation of a GenBank genome assembly.
AUGAUCUCGCUCCUGACCAUGAUACUUCCCAUGUUGGUGAAGAACACACCGAUGUCCUUUGUGAGCACCGCCUUUGUGGCGCUUCUCUUGACAGUCAAUAUCGUCAUGCAGUUUCAUUUGGUUGUUGGGGCGAGAUCCUCUGCCGCAUUUGCAUCUCCGUUUGGUGUGGUGGCGCCCACAGUCUCGGGGCAAGCACCGUCAUCGUCAUCCUUAUUAUGGGCAGCGCCCAAAGAAGUCUCUGAUGACGGUUUUUGGACCAGACGAUCUUUUUUGGUCUUUAUGACGCCCGCACUGUUUGCUCAGACGGCAAGGGCUGCCGACAAUAGCACGGUCGAUUGGGACGCCUUUGGGGCAUCCUUGCAGCAGUCUACUCCUGCCGUCCUGUCACAGCCUGGUGGCUCGGAUCUUCAAAAGGCACUGCAAGAUUCUUCCAAACGCAAACAAAUUGAUCCACGGACUCAUGGGUAA